Rhipicephalus sanguineus (brown dog tick) is the source of this 484-nucleotide messenger RNA. RefSeq lists its product as uncharacterized. The record is from RefSeq and is a predicted model, not a curated record. Lineage: Eukaryota; Metazoa; Arthropoda; Arachnida; Ixodida; Ixodidae. The transcript is spliced from 2 exons. The coding region runs from base 3 to 353 and encodes 116 amino acids.
ACAUGGGCAACGAGCUGGAGCCGCAGAGCGCAGCGGAACCGCCACGCGUUGCCCUACAAGGUCGACUCGACCGUUUUUACGCGCUUUGCAUGGUCGACCUGGACGCUCCGUCGGCGUCCAAACCGAAGCAUCGCGCCUGGCUGCACUGGCUCGUCGUCAAUAUACCGGCGCUGAAGCUGGACGCCGGGCAGGUGCUGGCGGCGUACAGCCCCCCGACACCGGUGGCGGGUACCGGUUCGCAUCGGAUUGCGUUCGUCCAGAUGGAAGCAGCCCCACCGUUUCCAGCCGGGCAACUUCAUCUUCAUACCGAUGCGCGCAGCCUUCGAUGUGUGGACCUUCAUGAUCGACAAUAGCAUUCACAACAUCACGGCAUUCAACUUCUUCCGCAUCGACUCGGACUUCAGGAGCGUGCUGUGAAAUUCGCCGCUGUUCCGGCGAUAGCAGCAACCGGCGCACUGUCGUGCUUUCGUCUUAAUUGCUGAAC